AUAAUAAAUCAGUGAUAUGGUGACCUGAGUAAAGUAUUUUCCAUUUCUCCAAAUCCAUUUUUGUCGUCUCCCAUGUAUGUGAUAAUGUUUUAAUUUAAAUAUUCCUCUUCAAGUAGUUCAUACUACUCAAGAGCAAAGCAGCAGCUGUGCUUUCAGUCCAGUAACAGAGGUAUUACAAAUGACAGUCAUUCUGAACUUCUCUGGAAGAGGCACUGUGAAUGAAGACACUAAUAACAACUGCUUCCUUUUUCAAGCUUCCCUUUUUCACACACUCUACGCAGGCUUCCACAGACUUGCCUGUCUAAUAGAGUUCAGAGGUCAUUUCAAUAAUUCACCUAUUUACGUAGGCUUGGACAAAACACAUGACAUGCUUCAAUGGGAAAUUACACGUUUCCCCCUUUAAGCUAAUAGAUAACCAUGCAAAUGCCGCUAUUAAUUCACAGAGCAAGGAUAAGCUGUCCACAGCCUGGACACGCAGUUUCCAAAGAGAAGCUACUCUUGGUAUGGCUUCAAUAGAAAGUGAAACACUGGAAUAAUAGUCAGUUUCAAGACCCAUCACCGUAACAGUGGUGUUCACUUGACUGAUUCUGACAGGAUGACCAGCAAGAAAAUGCUUGCUGUUUAUCGGAUGACACAGAUAUAAGCCAACGAACUCCAUUUGUGGGGGGAUAAUAGUAGAAUGAGUAAAAGACAGCAUCAGCACAGUCGCUUGAGCGCUCCCACUCUGAGCAGUCUGCCCAGAGCCCCUCAGAGCCCCAGCACCAGCGUCAUGAACAGUGUCUGCGGAGCUGUGAUCAAAGUGUUUCAGGGAGAAGCAUUGCAGACCAAUGAGCUUCAUGCUUUAAUGGAGAAUAUAAGGUGGCUCCUAAAGACUGAAAUGGGCUCGUUCAUCACUGAAUAUUUCCAGAACCAGCUCAUUAACAAAGGUUUGGCAUAUAUAGCUGCCAAGCUUCAAGGAUGUGAAGGUGACAGAAUGCUCCUUGUCCUGUCUGAAACAUGGGAGCAAUUUUUCACAGAGAUCCUUCCAACACUGCAAGCCAUUUUCUCUCCACUGCAGGGCCAGGAACUGACAGUCAGGGAAAUGGCUCUCCUCAGUUUCAGAGAUCUUGUGCUGAUGAAGCUCCCACUGCACGAGCUGCUGCCACAGGCCCCAAUCCUACCUCUAGCUGCCAUAACGCAAAUGCUCCUUGUGUUGCAGGGUGUUCAUGAGCCCAGAGGCCUGAGUUUGCACUACUGCAAGCUGGAAAACCUAAUUGAGAUGGUGAUUACUCCCUACCUAAAGAACUGCCUUCACAAGAAUCACACCACCAGCUGUACAAGGAGCGCGAGGCACUCACGAGUAGCAGCACCCCUGGGCCCUCCAGAGAUCCAGAUCACACAGUACCUCUCAGACAGCUCCCUGCUGGACCCUCUGCUGGAGCAGGAGGGGGAGGUCUACCUGGAGCGGAUGGGCACCAUGCGGCGCCACACGGUGGCCAAUGCUCACUCUGACGCCCAGCUGCUCACAGUGCCUGUAGCGGGCAGCUGUGUUGCUGGAGAACCGCAUCUCACAGUGGCAGAGCGGGCCCCUUCCCGCAUGAGCAACACUUUUUAAACGUCGACCCAGGACUUUCCAAAGGCUGUGUAGCCAAAAGAAUUCUCUUUCUGUGACCUACGAACAGGACUAUUUCAAAACACCAGACAGUGGAAAAAACAUUGAAUUUAUUAUUAACUCAGCGUUAGUAAACAGUGACACUCAAAGCAUAAUUCCAGUGUAGGCACAGUGUCGUGAUUUCUUUUCUGCAAGAUAAACCCUGAAAUUCAAGUUGUUGAAAAUAAAGGCAAAGACAAACAUA
Alosa sapidissima (American shad) is the source of this 1835-nucleotide messenger RNA. Its product is annotated as proline-rich protein 5-like. Lineage: Eukaryota; Metazoa; Chordata; Actinopteri; Clupeiformes; Clupeidae. The coding region runs from base 680 to 1594 and encodes 304 amino acids. The transcript has 9 exons. Gene Ontology annotation, cellular component: TORC2 complex. The record is from RefSeq and is a predicted model, not a curated record. Gene Ontology annotation, biological process: TORC2 signaling.